This is a messenger RNA of Cherax quadricarinatus, 11363 nucleotides long. The record is from RefSeq and is a predicted model, not a curated record. Lineage: Eukaryota; Metazoa; Arthropoda; Malacostraca; Decapoda; Parastacidae.
AUGCCACAGGGAGAGCAAGCGCACAGAGAUGACCUUGAAACCUUCACACCAUGCAUAGAUGACCGUGAAAAGGCUUCCAUAAUUAUUAACCCAUGGAAAGCAGCCAUUUUAAAAGUUGGAUACUUGUUUGAUGAUGAUGGUUCUCCAGCUAGCCAUAAAAUCCAUGAGUGCAAGGUUACUGUAAAUACAAAGGAAGAUUUUGGUUUAGCUGCUGUGAUUGAAGAAAUGAAGAUCACAGGAACACAAGACAAACACACAAAUGGUUGGGUGUGUCAUGGUGAUUAUGUUAAGCUCAGUACUUCUGGCCCAUCAUUUUGGUCAAAGUUAAUUAGUUCACUUCCUUUUGGUUUGUUCAAGAGCAAGUCAACUGAAGAAUUAUGUGGAACUCGAAAGAAGAGGCAAUUGUUUAGUGAAAUUGGUUCCAGUGCAAAUAUACUUUCCACACUAGCAAACAACUUGGAAGUGCUGUUUCACCAACGGCAGAGCAGAGACUAUCCAGUAAACAAUACCUUCACCAUUGUUAUUACAGCAUUUAAACACACAAAAGAUGAAGAAGCUUGUAAGGGCAAGUUCAAGUGUACUGGAAAUGACAACUACUGCAUCGACCCAAGUUAUGUGUGUGACAACCACUUCAACUGUGCCUUUCCAUCAGGAGGAGGAGAUGAAUUGCAGUGUGCAGUAAAGGCAGUGUAUCAUCCCAUUUUCUCCACAACCACAACUAUCAUCACUGUAUUGGCAGGCAUUGUUGGCGCUGGCCUUGUUGUCUGCUGCCUCUUCACAAUUAUCAUGAAAGCCAAGUCUCGGAAUGAUACGCCAUCCGGAACCCCUGUACCACCAGUUGGACACACUCCAGCUGGUGCAGCACCAAACCUUCAACGGCAACAUACUCUUCCACCCUAUGAGGCAGUAGUCAUGUCUGAUGCAAGCCAAAACUGGAAGAGCAGUACUCUGCCAUCUCCUGAGGUGGGAGAGUAUCCACCUAGUUAUCAUAUGCUUUUUCCAGAGGGCCCACCCAAAGAUUUGCAGACAGAAACUGCCCAUACCCAUGAAGAGACAAAUUCUCUAGUUAAUAACCCAUCUGCCCCAUCUGCUCCACCUGCUCCACUUGUUCCACCUGCUCCAUAAACUUUCAAAGUGCCAAUAUAAUUUUAUACUGAUCAAGAACUCGCUAGACUCUGUGGAUAAGCUCAGGUUUUCAAAAAUGCUAAAAUUCUUCUUAGGGGUACUUGUAUAGAGGGCAUUGGGAUAAGUUUUAUAUGUGGAAAAAUUUGCUUAUAAAUUUUUUUUAAAUAAUAUAGAUUUUAAAAGAGUUAAGGAUAACUAUUUUCAUACAUGCAUUUGACAAGAGGCCUUAAUGGAAAGUACAAUAAUGAAGUUUAAUAAUAAAAGUACUAGACUGAAUAUAUGAAUAGCAUGUAAAGUAGCACUCAAACUUUUUUAUUCAUACUUAGUCUUCUGUGAAUGGAAAUACCAUACCUCGCAUAAGGUGUUUACAAUAAUAACCACAUUUUAACUUUGAAAAACAAUGUAAUUGUGAAAGUGACAGUAUCAUAUCACUGGAGUCUUCAGUAGCUAUAUAGCAUUUAAAAUGCAGCAUCUAAAGAAUGUGUGAUUUGCUGAAGGGAUUGAGAUAAUGUGGAAUGUUACUAAGAUUAGCUUGUAGUCAGUUGUUAGAAAUUCAAUAGCGAGAUAUUGCGAUUCAAAUCACUUUCCACAUGAACUAUAACUGAGCAUGUGUGUAGUAUAUAUAUGAGAUCUGCUCCAUGUACCAAUGUUGUUUGCCAUAUCUGACUGAUGCUAUCCUCUUUCUGGGAUUUGGUUUGAAAUACCUGUAUGAGGCUCUCCUGUAUUUGUCUGAAAGGUUUUUAGCAUUUCCUCAUGAAUAUAAUAAUAAUAACUAAAUAAUACUAAAUCUACCUAUCAGAUAAUGUCAAGAGAUUAUCAUUGGCAAAACUGACAUUCAUGUAUAAAGCAACUAGUAGAGAAAAAAAAUAAGCCAUAUAGCUCAUAUACUAUGCAUUAUAUUAGGUACACAAAUUUUCUUUUCUUGCAACAAAUGUGUGUGUGUAAAAAAUAAAAUUACAUAAAGUGUAAUUUUUUGUAAUGACAAAAGUUUAUAUUAUCUGUUCACUGUAAUCUAGUGACAAGAGUUUAGUAAAGGAAACCAGACAGUGCAUUUGAUGGCCUACUUAAUUGCAGAGUGAAUCAGUUUUUAUAAUCUUUGUGUUGGUAAUGACCUCAGUGCAUUGAAAGAGUGGUGCCAAGAACAAGACAUUGCAUGUAUAAUUGUUUACUGGUGAAGCAAGUAAACUAAAGACACUGGAAAAAUGAUCGUUUGUUUUUUUUAGUUCUACCACUGAUAUUUUUUUUAUAUUUAUGUGUCAUAUAUGUACUAUAUUAAUAAUAUAUUUUUAAUAUGUAGGUUGGAGGUGUUACAUUGCUAAGGAAGAUUGUCAAUUUUACUCAAAAUUCUGAAACUGUUUUUUCAGUCAGAUAGAUAUUAGACCUGUUAGUAGUAAUAAGCAUUAUAAAGAAUUUUUUUUUUUUGUCAUGACAGCAUUUACUUUUUUGUUAAUACUGUACUUAGAAUUUAUUUAGUAUGUAUUACUAAAGUAACAACCAAAAAAGUUAAACCGCCUUUAGCUUAGUCGCUCUUAUUUUGUUAUUGGGAUUAUGCAGGAGUACAAAGAGAAAGGUUUAUACAUACACAUAAGUAUGGUAAAACUGGCAUAAAAUAAUUACAUAUGAAUUGUAGAUAAUUCUCAAUUUCAUCUUUCACAUCCUUGGAAACUAAGGAUUCAAGUCAAGAGUGAUAACCAGGCACCUUCUUUUUUUUUUUACUCGUUUGGUGUGUGUAUUUUUACUUUAAAUACCAGCAAGUUGGCUAACCCCAAAACACACUAUAAUUAGCUUGAAUUUGUUAAAAUUUACAUAUGAGUUUAGAACUUCCUGUAAUAUAUAACAUUUCAGAACUCUUUUUGCGUUUAUUUCAAUAACCGAUUGAUUUUCAUUUAGCAAAGGACUCCAUUCAAAAAUUUACGCUUAUCAUGACUCAUAAACUGUUAAGUUGUAGGGAUCCAAAACAUUCAUGCAUAUAUAGUGAUAUUUUUCCUGUUACUGUUACCCUUAUGGCAAAUAACUUUGCAGAUAAUUGGGAUUUGGGUAUUUAAAGUUAUAUGCUAGUUUCACGUAGACUUCUUCUUUCAACAAACCAGCCGUAUCCCACCGAGGCAGGGUGGCCCAAAAAGAAAAACAGAAGUUUCUCUUUUCAAAUUUAGUAAUUUAUACAGGAGAAGGGGUUACUAGCCCCUUGCUCCCGGCAUUUUAGUCGCUUCUUACAACACGCAUGGCUUACGGAGGAAGAAUUCUGUUCCACUUCCCCAUGGAGAUAAGAGGAAAUAAACAAGAACAAGAACUAGAAAGAAAAUACCAGAAAACCCAGAGGGGUGUGUAUAUAUAUGCUUGUACAUGUAUGUGUAGUGUGUGACCUAAGUGUAAGUAGAAGUAGCAAGACGUACCUGAAAUCUUGCAUGUUUAUGAGACAGAAAAAAGACACCAGCAAUCCUACCAUCAUGUAAAACAAUUACAGGCUUUCGUUUUACAAUCACUUGGCAGGAUGGUAGUACCUCCUUGGGUGGUUGCUGUCUACCAACCUACUACCUUAUUUCAUGUAGACAUUUAUGUAUAAUCUCCAUGGGGAAGUGGAACAGAAUUCUUCCUCCAUAAGCCAUGCGUGUUGUAAGAGGCGACUAAAAUGCUGGGAGCAAGGGGCUAGUAACCCCUUCUGUAUAAAUUACUAAAUUUUAAAGGAGAAACUUUUGUUUUUCUUUUUGGGCCGCCCUGCCUCGGUGGGAUACAGCCGGUUUGUUGAAAGAAAACAAGAAUUUAUGUAUAAGAGAAUGGUACUUUUUGGGUAAUGUAAAAAUUAUGAAUAUUCUUUUGUAAUACCAAAAAAUAUCUUUGAGAUGAAAAUGGAAAGUUAUAUUUAAGAUAGUCCCUUAGAACUUUAUAUUGCAAUGUAAUUUUUAGCUGAGUUGGUUGAUAGCAUUUUAAAAAAGACUGAAUACUACCAUGGUUUAAAGGUUCAUUUUUCUGGGUAUUUUUGUAUUCAUAAAUUUUAAUAUAUAUUGGUUAUGAUAAUUGUAGUCACAGAGAGGUAAUGUAUGAGGUAAUUAUGCAUGUAUUAAGUUUUUGGAUAGUAAAUCUCUAACUUUCAUUGAAGUUGUGUGUGUGCAUGUGGAAAGAAAAAAAAGGCAGCAGUCUAAAUACUAUUUUAGAAACUUUUAUAUUCUAUUGACUUUGUUUAUGUCAGCUUGCUUACCUAUUCUUCCUGUGCUACAUUAAUGCUGCUCUAGGGAAGAAGUUUCUAUUAUUUAUAGAAGUGCAUAGCAUGUUUUAUUUUGAGUUUUCUGUUUUUUUAACGUGUGGUGUGAUAUUGUGGGAUGUGUUUUAUACUUGCAUGCCAGUUUCAUAGCUGGGGUUGAGUUUGUUCUAUGGUCAUUCAUGUCAAUUUUAGUCAAGUUUACAUCAGCUUUAUACUAUAUGCUUGUAAUUUUAUUGAUGUUCAUAUCAGUUUACUGCCUGUUCAAGUCAGGUUUUAUACCAUAUUUGCAUGUCAGAUUUAUACAGUAGUUAUUAAUGCCAGCUUUUUAACUAUUACAUAUGUCAGUUUUAUAGCAGUGUAUGACAGUUUUAUAGCUGUGUAUGACAGUUUUAAAACUUUGCAUGUCAGCUUUAAAGUUGUACAUAUCUAUGACAGUCUACUGUGGUUUUAAAACUAAAAACAGUUUUACAGUGUACCUAUUUUUGUCAGCUUUAUAGCUGUAUAAGUUUUAUAACUGUAGAACAGUUUUAAAGCUGUGUAUGUUUGCUUUAUAGCUAUGCUUGCCUUCUUUGUAGCUGCAAAAGCCAAGUAGAACACUAAAGAAAGUUUUCAAAGCGAGUUAUUUCCACUGUUAACACAUAUUUUGCUAUUACUCGUAAUAUAUAUUUUUAUAUUUUAAUAUUUUUAGGAGAAUUCUUCACAUAUAAAAUAUGAGUGUUUACAAAAAAAUGAAGUUUUAUUACAUAUCAGUUAUAAUGUGAUAUUAACUUGAUGAAAGUAGUUUAGUGGAAACAGUUUAGUGUAUGUUGGAUUUAAUGGACAAAGUCCAAAAACAACGAAGAAAAUCUGUUAUUUCCUGAAUUGUCCAUUAAUGUUAUGGAUUUAAUGGGCAAAUAUGAAGAAAUGGCCCCAUCAGUAGAGCUGCUGUCCUCAAUAUCACUAUUUAUAUACUGUAUUUUUGUUUUUGAGUCAUUAUCUAAAUUUAAGGAAAAUUAAGUGUAUUUGUAAAACAGGUGAAGGCAGUCUACUACAUAAUUAUUCUUCACAGGCAAUAGCUAUUGUGCACAAUAAAAGCAGAUCGAUUCACUGCCAGUUUGGUUUUGAGAGAGAAUGCACAAAUGUCUUUCAAGAUUUAUGUGCAAUUUUUUUUAUAUUUGUAGCUGUAGAUAGGUAGAAACUUGCAUUACUUUUUUACUGGCUAAAUACUUCUUUCAAGAUGAAUAGCAAUAAUCAAGAAUGUAAUUUCUGUGUAACAGCAUGUAAGAGGAUGAGUAUGAAGAGCUUUAUGAUUUUACUAUAAUUAUCUGUUUGAGUUUGUGAGGAGGUAGGUGAGCUGUAGCUCUUGGCCCUAUUUCCUGACAUUUGACUGAUCAACACAAAGCACUAUUUUAUCUGUUGUUUAACUCUUAAACUGUCCAAACAUAGAUCUAUGUUCACAUGCGUAAUGCUCCAAGAGUAGAUCUACGUUUUUUUAUAUAUUUUCAGAUCUUUCUUUCAAUGCACCAGCCGUAUCCCACUGAGGUGGGAUGGCCCAAAAGGAAAAAUGAAAGUUUCUCCUUUUAAAUUUAGUAAUAUAUACAGGAGAAGGGUUACUAGCCCCUUGCUCCCGGCAUUUUAGUCGCUUCUUAUGACACGCAUGUUUUACGGAGGAAAGCAAAGGGAAAUAAACAAGAAUAAGAACUAGUAACAAAAAUAGAAGAAAACCCAGAGGGGUGUGUAUAAAUAUGCUUGUACAUGUAUGUGUAGUGUGACCUAAGUGUAAGUAGAAGUAGCAAAACUUACCUGAAACCAUGCAUGUUUACGAGACAGAAAAAUGGACACCAGCAAUCCUACCAUUAUGUAAAACAAUUACAGGCUUUCGUUUUACACUCACUUUGCAGGACUGUAGUACCUCCCUGGGCGGUUGCUGUCUACCAACCUACUACCUAGAAUAUUUUCAGAUAUACCAAAAAAAAAAAAGUAGAUCAAAGUUUUUUUUACAUGCUUUCAAAUGUACAAAAAAAAAAAAAGAUCUACGCUUUUUUACAUACUUUCCAAUGUUGAAAAAAUGUAGAUCUACGUUCGGACAGUUUAAGGGUUAAACUUUUGUAUUUAUUAAUCUCACAUUACUUCACUGUCCAGAUUAUUCCAGUAGCCUACUCACUUCUUUUAUUAAAAAGUGUUUUUGCAUGUUUGUGGCUCAUUUGAGAGAGUAACUUCUUUCCAUGAGACAAGGGACCUAGCUGUUGAAUUUUUUUCCUUAAUGCUCAUUCCCUCUCAACUCGUGCAUAAAUCUGGACAUACUUCUUUGAACUUUAUCAAGUUUCAUUGUCUUGGACUACAUGAGGGUUCCACACUGGUGCUACCUACCCAAGAAUAGGUUUCAUGCAUAUGGGAAAAAUAUUGGAGCAGGUCUUCAUCUUUAUUUAGGAAUGCCUGUCUUAGGUUUGGCAGCUUAGUACAUGCUGGUAAUUUUAUUCUGUUUGUGUUUCAGGGAUCAGAUUUGAAAAAAGGAUUAAUCCAGGUUCUUUCUCCUUGACUGAUUCCAUGAGUUUAUCACUAUGAUAGUCUCUCUUUGGUCUUCAUUUCAUGUGUACUAGUUUUAUUACUUUGCUGUUACUGGAGUAAAAGCAACCAAUUGUUUGACUAAUCCUGAAGGAUUAAUAAUGUAUGCUACGAGCAUUAUAGAGCCCAGUACUGUGCCUUGGACUCUAAUAUCCACUUCGUCCUUUACUGCAACUCUUUGGUUUCCUGUCAUUUAAGUAAUCCUUAAUCCAUGCAGGCACCCUCCAUGCUAUCUAGACUUCCUUUUCCAGCCUUCCAUGUGGUACUGUUUCAAAGGCUUGCAUGAAAUUGAGGAAUAUAAAGUCAUUUUGGUGAACUCUAUGCUCUCUAGGUAGUCAAGCAAUAAGUUUUCUAGGAGUUUUUAACUCAAUUUUUUGCCUUUAAUGUUGGUGUACUGUGUUUGUUGGGAUUGAUAUCUAGCUCCUAGACCCUGAUUCAUUAAUAGUGAAAUGUAAUAAGGUAAUUUAAUCUCUCUCAAGAUAUUUCCAAACAUAAAUAAUAGUUUUUCAAUAGGUGUUUGAUAGCCAUAAUGUUAAAUGAAAACCCAUAUACUCUGCUGUACUCAAAUAUAUUUUUAGGCUUACAUAUAUUGUACUGCUUUCCUUGGGAAUUACAUUUUUCACAUUUUCUCACCCUUAGUUCGUUGACAAAUAUUCCAUUCCCAAAUUUACCAAAAUACAUUAUCACUGGUAUAUAUCAGAAAGUUAUAAAGGCUUUAUAUAUGCCUUGUUUAACUACAUUUUUCAUGUAUUAAUAUUUAGGCAAUUUCUUACAUUUUUUAUUGACCCACCCAUCAGUUUGCAUUUAAUAUCAGUCUUUGGAUAGUUGAUUUGUCUGAUAUAGGAAAAUAAUAGAAGCUUUAUAUAUUUACAUUUGCAUAUAUAAUUAUAUUGAAAUCUAUUUUAGAUUUACCUUUUACCAUAGCCAGAAAACAUUUGCAGAAUCCUCAUUUCGUUAUUUUGCUUCAUAUGUUAUCUAUCAGAUCAGUUUUUUUCUCUCAGAAUAGUAAUGUUAGACUUUUUCCAUACAGCUUUUGGAAUAUAAAUAUAGUCAUAUUUGGUAAAGAUUUUGAAUCAGGUAAACAUGAAUUGUUUUUCUUUUAGAUUUUUUGUGUAAUAAAUACAGGCAUGUUAUUGGGUCAUAACUAGGACAGACAGGUGAUCUUUUUAUGCAUGAAAUGGAGCUGUAGAAUAGAGAUUUAGUAAUAUUUCAAGUGUCCUUGUCAGGAGGCUUAUACAAGGUGUGACCAAGAUAUACCUUCAAGGUAUAUCUUGGUAAUUUUUCACUGGUAGUCUUCCUUUCACUAUCUGCUGUUACUUGCUGUACAUUAAAUGCUCUUUCCUUCAAUAUAUAUUUGAGCUGAGGUAAGCAGAAAAUGCUCAAUGGAGCCAGAGCUGGGAGAUAUCAGUGAUAUUCAAAGGUAAGAAUGGUGUCUUCAGUCAAAAUUUGAUGCUCUCUGUUCUGCUUAUUCUGGUGAAUUGUCUUAGUGUGCAUCAAUGGCUUGCAAAUCCUGAUUUACUUUGGGACCUUAUGACACAAAUUCAGGGUGAAACAAGCCCUUAUGGUUGAAUUUUUUGUCUCGGCAUUGUUUUCACAUUGUUUUAUAAUUAUCUGAUCUAAAUCAGUGCAAUACUUGAGUUCUCCACUAUGAUGACUGCUGCUAGUUUCAUGACAUACUCACAGACUCAUGCUUCAUCAAAAUUUGAUAAAUUUGCUUCAGAGAAUUCCUUCAUGCCUAGGCUGUCAUUAAUCCAGCUUUGAUAUCUUGUUUGACAAAGUUGAUGUGCCAAAUGCUGCCUUCAUAAUAAUGUGUGUCUUCCUGCUUUCAGCAGAUCUUGAUGCAAACUUUUUGUUCAUGCCAGUCAUAUAUCAUGAAUGAAUAACAAUACCAUUCCUGGAGAGGGUGAAACAAUUCAAUAUUAACCCACAAUUUGUAGAGGAAACUUGAGGUUAUGUUUCAUCUUCAUAUUUUACAAGUGCCAUGUUACAUAGCAAUGAAAAGAAUUUAGGGUGUGCAUUUUAAAGAGAUUAGUUGCAAAACCCUAGGAUUUUUUUUUUUUCAGACGUAAGCAUUUAUACAAUGUAUUCAAUUAGAAUGUAUUUCCCUUGUCAUAAACAAUAUAUCAGGUGUAAAUGUAUUUUUUAUUGUACUAUCUCUAUAAAUAUAUUAACCAUGGUGACAUUACACAUCCCUGUCUAAGACCUACUUUUACCGGGAAGUAAUCUCCCUCUCUUCUACACACCCUAACCUGAGCCUUACUAUCCUCAUAAUAAUGAAUAUUUUCCUUAAUUUAUAAUUUCAGCACUAUAUAAAAGUAGCUUGUAAUUUUUAUUUUUUUUUUUUAACAAGUCAGCCGUCUCCCACCGAGGCAGGGUGACCCAAAAAGAAAGAAAAUCCCCAAAAAGAAAAGACUUUUAUCAUCAUUCAACUCCUUCACCUCACUCAUACAUAAUCACUGUUUUUGCAGAGGUGCUCAGAACACAACAGCUUAGAAGCAUAUACAUAUAAAGAUACACAACAUAUCCCUCCAGUUACAGAUUCUGAAGUAUUGUAGUCUUAAUUGUAUAGUGGAUUGAACCUCUUAUUUGAGAGCUCUGAACAAAGUCUAUCUUAUCUGUUAUUCUGAGAUUCUUAUUUUCUUUGCAGCCCUGAUAAUGAACUGAUAUUUACUCUUAUUUUGCAUGAUUCUACUCUGUGUGAAUUGUCAAGCUGCAAUUUCAGUUUGCCAUAUUCUGUUGGACUGUCCAGCCUAUUAGUGAGCACGCAGAAUUUGCCUUUGAUGUCAUCACUGCUCUACACCCUUAAUUUAUCUUCCCUCCUCACUGAUGACUCCCUCUUUGACAAUUUGACAGCAGCAGAUUUAUUACACAACCUUUGAUUAUACUUCCUUUAGCACUCCUCACUUCCCUUAUUAACUCGACCCUGAAGCACUGUAUGACACUGGUGGUUUAGUGCUUAGUUUUGAUUCUAAUAAUAAUUUGCAUGAUGAACAGGAAUAUACCAGUAUAUCAAAGGAUUUAUGAAAGGUAUGAAAAGUAUAUUUAUGUAUUCGUAUAUGCUGUGUAUGAUUAUAGCUACAACACAUAGUGUUUGGCAAAAAAGAAAUUCACUCUGAAAUUCAUUUUGAUCUCGCCUUGUGUGUAUUCACCUGGCUCAUAUGUGAUAACUUAGUUUUUGUAGCUUCAGUAAACCUUUGCUUAUGAUAUCCUGUCAUAAAUUAAGUUUUAAGUUUUUGUUGGUUGUGGCACAUACUACCUUUUUCAACCCAUUCCAGCUAUGUAUCACAUUGUGUAGAGGUACUCUUUGCUAUAGUGUCUUCUGAUUUUUAUUUUUGGCAUUAUAUAUUGUGGUUACUUGUUCUCCAUUUUACUAGUUUUAAAAAUCUUCGCUGUCUUUUUUUUCAUGCAUAUGAUUACCUAUCUUUAACUACAGGGUCGAAGUUUGGUUUGUGGCUUGCAUUUGUGUACACUCACCUAUCUUUGCUUGCAGGUAUCCAGCUUCUCAGCCCAGCCUCAUAAUUAAUAAUUUGUCUGGUGCAGUUCUUCCCCAGCACUAUAUUUAUAUUCAAUUUUAUACAUGACAUUUUUCUAUUUUGUCCUCUAGAAUGUACCAUCAGUUGCAGCCACUUGCAUUGAAGUCUCUCCGAACGAUUUCCUCAUGUCACCCAUGUGCUCACUCUCUAUUCAUCUGCCCUUCAAACAUGGCAGAUAUAUAUGCCUUGAUACCAGUGAAGGGCUCUUCAUCCAAGGAUUCUGAGCUACUUUUCCCUUUCUUGGAUCAAAAUUAAUUACCUAACAUUCCACUCUUAUGAUCAUUAUAAUUCUGCUUCUUUUCCUCUAAUGACAGUAACCUGCUGUCAUUUGGUGCUGAAUUCUCCUGCUCUCAUUUUUACUACCAUUCCUUUGUUAGCCAUUUUUCAAACUGGUCCUACAGCCUAAUGCAUCUAUUUUUGCAGUGUGUUACAUGCCUCAUUCAUAUAUACUUAUCUCUUUGGCAUAGGGAAUUUGGGGUCUUUGUGUAGAUUAUUCCUUUAUGCCAGAUAUUCUUUGAUGCAAACAAGUACACUGAUGGCAGGUACUCCUUCCAUGUUAAGUGGGUUAUACUCAUUCUGUAUAUGAUAUUCUUCUGUAUGACUGUCUUCUUUGAGAUUUAAUGUUUCACUUGGAAAAUACUCUUGAAUGCUUGAACAAGUUGUGUUCUAAAUUUACUGAUAGAUCCAGAAGAUUUGGUCAGCUACAGCUGUAAGUACACAGUAUUAGCAUAAUGUCUGAGUUAGGCUAUGUGAUAGCCAUAUCUUGAAAUUAGAUUUAGAAUUUUUUUUUUUCAGGGUUUGUAAGUGUUAAACAAUUUUGGGAAACUAUAAUAUGAUCACCCUAUGGAUUACAGAAAAAAAAAAUGAAAUCAGCCUUAAAAAACCAUACCCCGGCCGGGAUUGAACCCGCGGUCAUAGAGUCUCAAUCGUGUCAUUACGAUUUCAUGAGUCACAUCAGCCUU